CUGAUUAGUCCGUUCCGGACGCCGGCCCCGCCCAAGUCCCGGAGGCCCAGGGAGAAGCCGGGCGGAGUUUCGACAAGACCGAGCUGGGCGCGCGGGGUGGCGGCGGCGCAGCACUUGAGAAGCUGAGGCAGGAGUUUGUGAGUUCUAGACCAGCCUGGACUACAGCGUGAGAGCCUUUCUCUGAGAAAUGGAAAGCAAAGUGCCAGUGCUUUAUCCUCCCUUCUGUGUGCCAGUGGGCGUGGUCAGAGCAGGAUGCAUCGGGGCCUCAUCUGGAAUGAGGGUUGAAUGAGGUCACAGAGCAGGUCUCCCGACCAAGUCCCCACUUCUGGCUGCUCAUGCCACUGGGACUGGGGCGAAGGAAAAAAGCACCACCUCUGGUGGAAAAUGAGGAGGCGGAGCCAAGCCGGAGUGGGCUGGGCGUUGGGGAGCCCGGGCCCCUGGGUGGAAGUGGAGCAGCGGAAUCCCAGGUGGGCUUGCCCCCACCUCCUGCUGCCCUUCGGCCUCGCCUCGUGUUCCAUACCCAGCUGGCCCACGGCAGCCCCACAGGCCGCAUCGAAGGCUUCACUAAUGUCAAGGAGCUGUACGGCAAGAUCGCUGAGGCCUUCCGACUACCAGCUGCUGAGGUGAUGUUCUGCACCCUCAACACCCAUAAAGUGGAUAUGGACAAGCUCCUGGGGGGCCAGAUCGGGCUGGAGGACUUCAUCUUUGCCCAUGUCAAGGGGCAGCGCAAAGAGGUGGAAGUGUUCAAGUCUGAGGAGGCUCUGGGGCUCACCAUCACCGACAACGGGGCUGGCUAUGCCUUCAUUAAGCGCAUCAAGGAAGGCAGUGUGAUUGACCACAUCCAGCUCAUCAGCGUGGGGGACAUGAUUGAAGCCAUCAACGGGCAGAGCCUACUGGGCUGUCGGCAUUAUGAGGUUGCCAGGCUUCUCAAGGAGCUGCCCCGAGGCCGCACCUUCACUCUCAAACUCACAGAGCCUCGGAAGGCCUUUGAUAUGAUCAGCCAGCGUUCAGCAGGUGGCCACCCUGGCUCCGGCCCACAGCUGGGCACUGGCCGAGGGACCCUCCGGCUCCGAUCCCGGGGCCCUGCCACAGUGGAGGAUCUGCCAUCGGCUUUUGAGGAAAAGGCCAUUGAAAAGGUGGAUGACUUGCUAGAGAGCUACAUGGGGAUCAGAGACACGGAGCUGGCUGCCACCAUGGUGGAGCUGGGAAAAGACAAAAGGAACCCAGAUGAACUGGCAGAAGCUCUGGAUGAACGGCUCGGUGACUUUGCAUUCCCAGAUGAAUUCGUCUUUGAUGUCUGGGGAGCCAUCGGGGAUGCCAAGGUUGGCCGCUACUAAGACUGGAACUGAACCUGGACCUUGAGAUAAUCUGGCUUGCCCUGGCUGGGGUUUCCAGAAGGGGUGCCACAGCCAAGACCUGGGCAUACAGCCUAGGCUCCUAACUCAGCAGCCUGGGAAUGGCAUGGGGUGCAAGUGCCCUGUGGUCCUGGCCCCACUCCAAUUAGUACCACCACGGUGCCCAGCCUGGUUGGGGUCCCCAGCCAACCCCUGUUGGUUCCCCACCUACCUCAAUAGAGUAAGUGCAUGGGGAGGGACCAACACCCUGGGCAGUCACCUCUGUCCCCAACAUUUUUCCACCAUCAGCUGGCAACUGCCCCUUCUGUCCCCCUGGGCCUCGGUACUCUUCGGGGCCAUGACCUCCCUACUUUACUUUUUUUGCUUUGUUUUGGUUUUUUUGUUUUUUUCAAGACAGAGUCACUAUGUAGCUCUGGCUGUUCUGGAACUCAUUCUGUAGACCAGGCUGGCCGUGAACUCACAGAGAUCCACCUGCAUCUGUGUUCACAGUGCUGGGAUUAAAGGCGUGCGUCAGCACUCCCGCUCUCACUGCUUUCUUAACACCAGAAAUGCAGAAUGGCAAUAAUGCCUUCCCUUGGGCAUCUCCCGCCUGAGAGGAGACCCCUUGGUCAAGUUCCGUCACCUCCCCUUUGAGUGGACACUGCUGUGAACCCUGGUUUCUUGUCUUCUUUAGACAAUGAGGAGGGAGGCAGUGGGCUUUUGUAACCACACACACUCCCUUGGAUAUAGAGAUUUUACUCUGGGAGUUAUUUGGCUCUGGGGCAGGAGGGGUGGCCAGGGAGAGAAUGCAGCAGCUGAAAUCUA
Molecule: messenger RNA, 2159 nt
Organism: Mastomys coucha (southern multimammate mouse)
Lineage: Eukaryota; Metazoa; Chordata; Mammalia; Rodentia; Muridae
Gene: Gipc1
Product: GIPC PDZ domain containing family member 1
Exons: 8
Coding region: 336-1337 (333 amino acids)
Molecular function (GO): protein binding
Source: RefSeq, a predicted model, not a curated record